Molecule: messenger RNA, 744 nt
Organism: Prorocentrum cordatum
Lineage: Eukaryota; Dinophyceae; Prorocentrales; Prorocentraceae
Source: the annotation of a GenBank genome assembly
AGCCCAGAGCCCUGGCAGGCUCGAGGCAGCUCGCCGAGCAGCUCCUUUGCCGCCCGCGGCGUGGUGCGCGCCCAGAGCCGCGCGGCGCGCCGCGGCGGGCGGCCGCGGCGGCCCCGCGCAUGUCGGAGGGCGAUGGCGCUGGGAGCACGGGCUUGAGGGACGAUGUGGCGAAGCCGUCCGAAAACUUCGGCUGGUAUAUGUACGACUUCGCCAAUUCCCCCUACUACCAGGUGUACGUGGGUCUUAUCCUGCCGUCGCUGCUGAAGUGGCUGGCCGAGGCAGCUGCUCUCCAGCACAGCAAGGACACUGGUCUUCCGCUGGACGUGGACUCGGAGUACAUGGAGAUGCCCGUGCUUGGGAUCUCCGCCGGCAGCUUCCCGCUGGUCGUGAACGUGGUCACCUGCUUCUUCCAGGUGGUGUGCUUCCUCACCUUCGCGUCAUACGCAGACUACGGGUCAUCUCGGAAGAGCUACCUGGUCGCUCUGACGUGGGCGGGCGGGGUCACCCUCUUCAUGAGCAUUUUCUGCCUGUCCGGGUCGCUCUGGUGGUUGGCCGGCCUCGUGCGGAUUGCGUCGGGCAUCUUCUUCGGCCUGAGCCUCGUGUACUACAACGCCUUCCUGCCCUUGCUGGCGGACGCCCAGCCCGAGGUGGUGGAAAGCCGCAGCGGCGGGAUCCCAGCGGAGAUCCAGGACGCGAAGUCGGAGGCCCUGGACAGGCUCUCCGGCAGGGGCAUGAUGGUCGGGU